Megalops cyprinoides (Indo-Pacific tarpon) is the source of this 3447-nucleotide messenger RNA. Its product is annotated as cGMP-inhibited 3',5'-cyclic phosphodiesterase A-like. Gene Ontology annotation, biological process: positive regulation of oocyte development; oocyte maturation. The record is from RefSeq and is a predicted model, not a curated record. Lineage: Eukaryota; Metazoa; Chordata; Actinopteri; Elopiformes; Megalopidae. Gene Ontology annotation, cellular component: cytosol. The coding region runs from base 1 to 3447 and encodes 1148 amino acids. Gene Ontology annotation, molecular function: 3',5'-cyclic-AMP phosphodiesterase activity. The transcript is spliced from 16 exons.
AUGACUGUGGAAUCCGACAGCGACAGGGGAAUAUCGGGCAGCGGUCACGAAAAAAGCCCCAGGGCUCGCGAUCGCAAUGGUUAUGUGAAAACAUGUGUUACUCCUCUGUCCCAGAACCCGGAGUGUGGAUCGUGGGUGAAAACAAUAUUCACUAAAAUAUGGAGUUCUAAAGGACUGUCAUCUGCGGUAUGCGUGGGGUCGCUUUCGGUUUUUCUCGCUCUGGUGGUUAAAUUUGUAGACUGGGAAAUCGAGCACAACCGCAGCAGUAGUAGCAGCAGCAGCAGCAGCAGCAGCAAUAACAGACGGUCCGGGUCUCCGAUUCAUUUCACGUCAAGCUGCGCGGGGGAGCUAUUGCUAACUUGGUGGCAUCUGGUUUCUCCCGUCUUCACCCUCGUAUGUGCCUUCUUCUGGGUCGGCUUGUAUCUGAUCCGCUGUGGAGUCCUAAUCAAAACAGCCCUUUUCCUCUUGACCGCCUGCCAUUUGGGCGAAGCGGCGGCGCAGUCGUUGUUGCGCGGCGCGGAUGAUCAGUUGCUCUCCUUCACUGCGACCGUGGUGGUGCUCGCGUGCCUGGCAAGCGGGGCACUCAUGGUGGUGAAGCUCAAGCAGGGAAUCUCAGUGAUCGUUUUCAUCAGCAUCGUCAGGACAAUCUCGCUCAUUUCUUUGAACAAAGUACGGGCCAGCUGGAGACCUUACUUGGGUUACGUGGUCGGAGUGCUGGGCAUCCUACUGGCGAGGUAUGCUGACAAGCUCCUGCCGAACCAAGGAAUACACCAGGAGGGUUGUACCUCCGUGACUGGAUCGAAGGAAGAGAUCCCGGUAUUUAAAAGGCGAAGGAGGUCCAGCUCCGUAAUAUCCUCAGACAUGGCACACAGUCAGUCCAACAGCAAGUCUCACCGGCGGACUUCGCUGCCAUGCAUUCAAAGGGACCAGAUGCUCUCCCAGUCAGAAUGGGAUCACAAGCGUGGCCCCCGAGGAUCUCAGUCCUUGGGCACCACCGUGACAGUGGACAUUGCGGUGAUGGGAGAGGCCCACGGGCUCAUCACCGACCUGCUGGCCGACCCCUCUCUGCCCCCCAACACCUGCAGCUCCUUGCGGGCUGUCAGCAACCUGCUCAGCACCCAGCUCACCUUCCAGCCCCUGCACCGGCCCCGCGUCAACCCCCUGGGGUCCUUCAGCGACGCCUACACUUGCUCCGACUCCGAGGAGGGCCCUGAGAAGGGCGAGAAGCUGGCCAUCCCAAAGCGUCUGAGGAGGAGCCUCCCGCCGGGCCUGCUGCGCAGAAUCUCCUCCACCUGGACCACCACCACCUCCGCCACGGGCCUGCCCACCCUGGAGCCGGGCCCCGUGCGCCGGGACCGCAGCGCCAGCAUCAAGCCCCUCCACGAAGGCUCCGCCUGCAGGUCCAUGUCUGCAUCCUACGCCACCUCUGCUGCCACAAACCACCUCUACGCCAAACGGCAGGGCAGACCAGGUUUUCCGCCCGUCAACGUCUCCCCCCUGGUGUCUCCGUGCCAGUCCCCUGGCCAGGGGACCCCUGUGUCUAGCCCAAUCAGCAAGGUCCCCUCUGUGGACCUGCCGGAGCCCGCGGAGUUGCUGAGCGAGCGCGCUCCGGGCGCGCACAAAGCCUUAACCCACACUCGCAGCGCGCCGGGGUCCACUGCCCAACACUCCGUCUGCAGCAGCUGCGGAAGACCAUACAGCGUACUAAGCCAUGGGGAGGGGUCGAUGGACAGGGGAGACAGAAUACGCAGAACAGAUGACCCAGCGAUGGCUUCGUCCGACUAUGACAGCACCCACGAAACCAACAACAGUGACAGCAGUGACGUUACACAGAAUGAGGAAGAUCCCGAGAACGCCAAAAAGCCCGUAGAUGGCCGGGUGGGAUGCAGGACAUACCCGUCUGAGAGCAUUAUCCUGCACCCGCUAAUACUCCCAGAGGACAAACCCAUCCUGGCCCCCGAACCACUGGUGAUGGAGGAGCUGGAGCCCCUGAUGAGCCAGCUCAACAACUGGAACUUCCCAAUCUUCAACCUGGUGGAGAAGACCCACGGCAAGUGCGGCUGCAUCCUCAGCCAGGUCUCGUACCGGCUGUUUGAAGACACAGGACUCUUCGAGACGUUCAAGAUCCCGGUGCGGGAGUUCAUGAACUACUUUCACGCCCUGGAGAAUGGCUACAGAGACAUACCAUAUCACAACAGGAUCCACGCCACAGACGUACUUCAUGCAGUCUGGUACCUCACCACACAGCCCGUCCCAGGCCUCCCCAGCCUCAAUGACCAUGGCUCUGCCAGUGAUUCGGACUCGGACAGCGGCAUCACCCACAGCCACAUGGGUUUCCUGAUGUCCAAGACGUACGCGGUGUCGGAGGACGGCUACGGCUGCCUGUCGGGCCUCAUCCCCGCCCUGGAGCUGAUGGCACUGUACGUGGCGGCUGCCAUGCACGACUACGACCACCCCGGCAGGACCAACGCCUUCCUGGUGGCCACCAGCGCUCCGCAGGCGGUGCUGUACAAUGACCGCUCUGUGCUGGAGAACCACCAUGCAGCCUCCGCCUGGAACCUCUUCAUGUCCCGCCCUGAGUACAACUUCCUGGUCAACCUGGACCACCUGGAGUUCAAGCGCUUUCGAUUCUUGGUCAUCGAGGCCAUCCUAGCAACCGACCUGAAGAAACACUUUGAUUUCCUGGCUGAAUUCAACGCCAAGGUGGGCGACGACGUGGGCUCAGGCAUUGACUGGUCCAAUGAGAAUGACCGGCUGCUGGUCUGUCAGAUGUGCAUCAAGCUGGCCGACAUCAACGGGCCGCUCAAGUGCAAGGACCUACACCUGCAGUGGACCGAGGGCAUCGUCAACGAGUUCUACGAGCAGGGUGACGAGGAGUCCAGCCUGGGCCUUCCCAUCAGCCCCUUCAUGGACCGCUCGGCGCCGCAGCUGGCCAAGCUGCAGGAGUCCUUCAUCACCCACAUCGUGGGGCCGCUCUGCAGCUCCUACGACUCGGCCGCCCUCAUGCCCGGCCGCUGGGUGGAGCCCGCCGAAGGCGAGGAGGAGGAGGAGGAAGGGGCGGACACGGACGAGAACGAGGAUGACACGGCUGAGGAGGAUGCCUCCACGGGCUCUGAGGCCUCCCAGAAACGAAGCCCCAAGAAGAGGAGGAAAGUCUUCUGCCAGAUCACCCAGCACCUGCUGGAGAACCACGAGAUGUGGAAGAAGGUGAUCGCCGAGGAGGCUCAGAAGCAGGAGGAGGAGGAGGGGGCAAAACGCCUCGGCAACCCCACCGAGCCAAUCCUGGCCAUCCACGAGGAGGAGGAGGAGUCAGCGAGCAAAGAGGAGGAGCCCACGGAGGGCCAGGAGCGGGAAGCAGAGACGGAGGAGGAGGAGACAGGGCCCCUAGAGGAGGAAGAGGCCCCGGCGACCGAAACCACACCGGAAGAGGAGGCGGAGCCACAGUGA